Spodoptera littoralis (African cotton leafworm) is the source of this 2220-nucleotide messenger RNA. NCBI's taxonomy places the organism in Eukaryota, Metazoa, Arthropoda, Insecta, Lepidoptera, Noctuidae. The record is from the annotation of a GenBank genome assembly.
AUGGACAACGAGCAGCCUCACCAGGAGUUGGUGAAGUGUGUGGUAGUUGGAGACACGGCUGUGGGGAAGACUCGGCUAAUAUGUGCCCGGGCAUGCAACAAACAUGUCUCACUGUCACAGCUCAUGACCACACAUGUACCAACUGUGUGGGCUAUAGACCAGUAUCGGAUAUACAAAGAUGUGUUAGAAAGAUCUUGGGAAGUGGUUGAUGGUGUGAAUGUAUCACUGCGUCUAUGGGAUACCUUCGGAGACCAUGAAAAAGAUAGAAGAUUUGCUUAUGGAAGAUCGGAUGUAGUUCUUCUCUGCUUCUCCAUAACAAACCCCAUAUCUUUGAGGAACUGUGGGGCUAUGUGGUAUCCGGAGAUUAGACGAUUCUGCCCUAACACGCCGAUUCUAUUAGUGGGAUGUAAGAACGAUCUUCGCUACAUGUAUAGAGACGAAACAUACCUAAAUUACUGUAAAGAUCGCAGUCCUUUUAUUAGGGCCCCAAGAAAAAGUGACCUAGUGAUGCCGGAUCAAGGGCGCGCCCUAGCUCAUGAGUUCGGCAUAUAUUACUAUGAGACAUCAGUAUUCACAUAUUAUGGGGUUAACGAAGUUUUUGAGAACGCCAUCAGAGCUGCAUUGAUUGCUAGAAGACAACAACGGUUUUGGAUGACCAACUUGAAGAGAGUUCAACGGCCUUUGUUACAGGCACCAUUCCGCCCCCCUCGUCCCAUGGAGCCUGAGGUGGCAGUAGUGAACAGUACUUACUUGGAGAAUAUGACCACAUUACUGCGGCAACAGUAUUUCUCGGACAUGGUGAUAAUAUGCGGCGCGAAGGGUUUCCCAGUGCAUCGGUUCAUGUUGGCGGCGGCCUGCGAGGCCUUCCACCGCCUGCUGGCCACCGACGCCGUCAGUCUCUCCGCGGACCUCGCGCGCAGCUCCAGCGAGAGCAGCAUGGUGAGCAGUAUGGGCGAGGCGACUACGGGCGAGUUCAACGAAGACACCGAAUACUUGAUACGGCAGGAUCAAGCGAAACAGAUGAGGGUAUGGGAUCAGAUAAAGCGACGCUCGUCGUGUCAGAUCCUGCCUCUGAGCGACAGCUGUAAGAAGCCUCCGGACUUAUAUCGAGAAGUCAACCAUCCUGCUAUUAACUCCAUUAGAGUUGUCAAGUGCGACAAAAUCCAACACGCGACCUCCCAAACACAAACUAUAGUUACCAUGAGCAAGUUAAUCUCGCAAAUUGUUAUGCAAGAGAUCAUCAACUUCAUAUACACGGGCACCUUGGACAGUAGCGCUUUUAAACAACAGUCGGCUGCUAUCGGAUUGUUACUGGAGAUCAGACAGGCGGCGGAACUGCUUGGUUUCCACGAGCUCACCAAGCUGAGCCAGUUCAUACUGGACCAACAUCUCUUGUUCGACAAGGGAUUCAUGCUGCAGUUUCAUACGCCUCUAGGCGGUCGUCUUCGCGACAUGUACGUAGAACGUGCUCUAUUUGCGGACGUAACGUUUGACCUGGACGACGGCAUACACCUGGCACACCGCGCCGUGCUCAUGGCACGGUGUGACCCUAUGAAGGCCAUGUUCCAAGGACAUUUCAGGGAGAGCACUUCCAGAGUGAUUUCGUUCCCGGGUGUAAAAAUGUACGCGUUCCACAUUCUUCUAAGCUACAUCUACAGCGAUAAGAUCCCAGCAGUGGACCCUUUACGGUGUUUAGAACUAUUGGAACUAGCUAACAGGCUGUGUAUGAACCGCCUCGUCAAUCUAGUAGAGGCUAGGGUCAUAGACCAGCUGCAGCAGAGAGAUCGAGUGUGUGGCGAUGACGACCAAGUCGUUGAGAUAGCACUGUCACUUCUAGAGCCAGUCAAGUUACAUAACGCGCACAAUCUGGCGGACUGGUGUAUGUGGCGACUGUGUGGUGCGUACGACCGAGUCUGUCGAGCCAAGCAUCUGUCACAGCCCUCCAGGGACUACCUGUCUGACAACCGAUGGCCGCCCGUCUGGUACGUGAAAGAGUAUGACUACUAUCAAAAAUGCGUGAACGAGCAGAGUAAAGAACAGAAGGAGCUACGGCCCACCACUUCACUGCAAGCCAAUCAGCAGACUGGCUGCCUAUGUUUUACGAGCAAGGUCCGGCGCGACAGUGGCGCGGGCGCGGCCGACGUGACGACGGCGCUGUGUCGCGCGGACGACGCGGCGCACGCAGACGCGCGCCCGCCGCACGACGCGCCGCCGCUCUGA